Molecule: messenger RNA, 2600 nt
Organism: Bemisia tabaci
Lineage: Eukaryota; Metazoa; Arthropoda; Insecta; Hemiptera; Aleyrodidae
Source: RefSeq, a predicted model, not a curated record
CGGAGAGGCCGGAUUCGCUCUAGUUUCCGCGUCGGCCGCUGAGCGCGCCACCGCCGCCGCGAUCAACUGGUGUGAGCCCCCCUCGGGGGAGCCCGGGUCUCGGACUUCCGGUUGUGUUUCGGACGAGUGCACUUCCGGUCGCGUGCCUCCGUCAGUUCGGAAUUGAAUUUUCGAGGUGUGAGUGAUUUGUUCGGUUCGGAUCGAUAUCUCUCGGUUGUCGGUCGAGAGGACGGUAAGAAUCGUCUAUAAGUUAUACGGAAAAAAGGAGAUUCGACUCACUGUGUUUGUGUCGCGGUUUUGCUCUCAGCAACAGUAGACUGCAAGCUUUGGAUUGCGCUAUCUGCGAGAUAUCUUUUCCUGGUGCUGUCGCAACAUCCUAAUCUGCCAUCGUAUAAGAGAUUAUAUCGUCAAUGGAAAUUUGGGAUCACGGCUGACGAAGCGUGCUUCUGAAGAGUAUGAUGAAGAUAAAUAUGGCAGAGUAAGUCUAAUUCUAGGCACGGGCAAGAAUGACAGGAAUGCUGUUUCUGAAAUGGCCGAAAAGCGGAGAGAAGAUUAAGGCUUCAUGAGCAACAACGACACUUUCAACUUAUCGUUGCGACUCGCUCGGACCUCGUCGUUUUCGCAUUAGAACCUCCGUUUAACGAUGACGCAAGAAGCGGGCGCGGGGGCGACGGCGGCGGGCUGCUCUGGCGGGGCGGGCGUGAGCAACCUGAUGCGUCGGUCGUCGUACUCGCCGAUGUCGUCGCUGUCGUCGCAGCAGUCGGGCGAGCCGCUCAUCGUCGUCGAGGAGUCGAGCGCCGAGGACGCCUACGCCUUCGACGAGCGGCAGGAGGGCUCCGGCGACUCCCGCCCCUCCUCCCCGCCCUACCCCGCCCAGCACGACCCCUUCCUCCUCUCCCCCUACCGGGACAUCCGCAAGCGCUCCCUCCCCACCCCCCAGUGCACCAGCGGCAUCACCGCCAGCCAGGUGCGGCGGCUGUCGGACCAGGGCGGAACGAGCGGGCCCUCCCCGCGGGAGGCGGCCUUUCUGGCGACGCUGACGCAGGCGCCGGCGCCCGGGGCCGGCGGGCGUCGCCACUCGGUGGUCACCAUCUCCCGGGCGCCGCCGACGCUCUUCGGGCGCAACCGCCGGGAGUCCUUCGCCGCCUUCCCGACGACCGGCUUCCCGCUGGCCCGCCUCGCCCGGAGGGACUCCUCCUCCUCCAUCGCCCGCUCUCCCAGCGGCUCCGGCAGCUCCUUCAACCUCCAGCUCGACAUCAUGGACGAUAUCGCCGAGAUCAAGGCGCGCAAGGUGCGGAUGAAGAUGUGGAAGGACUCGGACUCGAGCCAGAAGAUGUGCGAGGUGCAGCCGCUGAACGGCGGGCAGUCGGCGCGCUACUCCCAGUCGGGCGUGCUCAAGGACCGCCGCUAUUCGGACGUCUCGGGCCUGGCCCAGGGACAGGGCCCCUCCAAGGCGGCCCCGCGCCGGGCCUCCGAGCUCCCGCCCAUCCCCUCAAGGACCUCCACGCCGCCCCCGCCUCCGCCGCCCCUCAACAAGAACUCCGGCAUCGUCAUCUCCAACAACGACCUCAUGUCCAUCAUGACCUCGCUCACCUCCUCCGCCCAGGAGAUCUCCCUCGCCUCCAAGGCCACCGACCUCGUUUCAAACAUGGUGUCCUCGGCGAACAAGUCGUUGCUCAGCUCCAAACGGAGCCUGCUCAAGUCCUCGCGGUCGAACAGCUUCGACGUCUCGAUGCUGCCCGGGAAGGACGGGAAGAAGGCCGAGCCCAAGUCGGUGCCGGCCAGCUGGAUCGCGAAACGACACCAGCCGCUGGCCACCAAGCGCCACGACACCCAGGCCGCCCCCGCCGCCGCCCCCAUCCCCGCCGACGUCGUCGUCACCUUCACCGACAAAGAGAAGGCCACCAAGAACAUCCUCAUAAGCAAUCCCCCGGAGAAGGAGCCUGAAGAAAGGAAGCCUGAGAAACCUACCCAGAAAGUCGUGUGGGACAAGCCGACGGGCUCGACGGUGGACCCGGCUCUGUUGGGCUCGGUGAUCGAGGACUUCCUGGUGAAGAAGACGUCCGACUUGUCUCCAGAGGCGGGGGCGGGGGCGGGCUCCAAGGCCGGUUCCCCGGGCCCGGGGCCCGGUCCGGGCGCGGUGGCCAUCGACAUCUGCGACAAUCAGCCGCAGUCGGGCUCCGGCGCCGCCGCCGCCGCACCGGCCAAGGGCAGAGCCGCCGAGCUGGACAAGGCCGAGGAGGAGGAGUCCGAGGAGAGGUGCAACUCCUCCCUGUGUUCCACCAUAAAGGACCUCUUCGUCAAAUAGCUAUUCUAUUAAACCACCGCAUUCGUCUCUCACCUUGAGGGAGUAGGGUAAUCUCUCGUCAAAAUCCUGCCGUCAUGCCGAGGAGAGCAGUAAGUGCAAAAAUGAAAUUUUGAGAAGACGGGCUCACAAGCCUCUGACCGGAAAAUGUUAUCGGGAGUAACCUCCGUUCCUUGUCAAAUUGCCACUAAUCGUCCUUAAGAUUCCUAAAAAUCGUUUGGAUGUUUAAAAAUCGACUGAUUUGAUUUCCAUCAUAUGGAUUGCAUUUUGCAAAAAGGAACCACUAGCAGUGCAA